AUGGGGAACACACUGACCUGUUGCGUGAAGCCCAAUGCCAGCCCCAAGCCCAGCCGGCGCUCGGGGCUGGCAGAGCCGGACUACGAGUCUGAGAUCUACGAGGCGGCGGCUGGGGACAUGGUUGCAGUAGCACCUACUCCCGCUACCCUGGACCCCGCGGAGUUGGAUUUCGGAACCGGCGAGGGCCACCACCUGCAGCACAUAAGCGACCGGGAGAUGCCGGACGAGUUGGCUUUGGAAUCAAACCCUUCCGACCACCCGAGAGCGAGCACAAUUUUCCUGAACAAAUCUCAAACGGAUGUGCGAGAAAAGAGGAAGAACAACUAUGUAAACCAUGUAUCUCCAGGGCACCUUACUAAAAAAUAUAGCUCAUGCUCAACAAUAUUUCUAGAUGACAGCACAGUCAGCCAGCCUAAUCUUAGAACCACAAUACAAUGUGUGACGUUAGCGAUAUAUUACCACAUAAAGAACAGAGAUGCAAAUAGAUCCUUGGAUAUUUUUGAUGAGAGAUCACAUCCACUCACACGAGAAACGAUUCCAGAGGAAUACUUUAAGCAUGAUCCUGAACACAAAUUUAUUUACAGAUUUGUUCGUACUCUUUUCAGUGCCGCACAGCUAACAGCUGAAUGUGCAAUAGUAACUUUGGUUUACUUAGAAAGGCUUUUAACUUAUGCCGAGAUUGACAUUUGUCCCACUAACUGGAAAAGAAUUGUUUUGGGAGCCGUCCUUCUUGCCUCCAAGGUUUGGGAUGAUCAGGCUGUAUGGAAUGUGGACUACUGCCAGAUCCUCAAGGACAUUACAGUUGAGGACAUGAAUGAGAUGGAAAGGCAUUUUCUGGAGCUACUUCAGUUUAAUAUUAAUGUUCCUGCCAGUGUUUAUGCCAAAUACUACUUUGACCUUCGCUCCUUAGCAGAUGACAACAACCUGCCUUUUAUUUUUUCGCCUCUUAGCAAAGAAAGAGCACAGAACCUAGAGGCCAUGUCCAGAUUGUGUGAAGACAAAGACCUGUGCAGAGCUGCUCUGAGAAGGUCUCUCAGCGCUGAUAAUUUUAUUGGUAUUCAGCAUUCUAAAGCCAUCCUGUCUUAAGGGAGAAGUGAGGGGUUGUAACAUUGUGAGCCCCUCAUCUCCAAGGACUGGAAAAAUACCACGUCACCUGCUCAAAAACCAGCAAAGGCAGUCCCUCAUCUAGGAGGACUGGAGAAAUACCACCUCUCCUGCUCCAGAACCAGCAAAGUUAGUGAGAGAGACAUCAAGCUGAAGAGACUUGUGGACAGCAAGUAUUCUGCUUGUAGCUCAUAGGAACGAAUGAGACCUUGUCAAUGCAAUACACUCUUUGUCCUUUACUAAACAGUUACAAACGCCACUCCAAGCAAAAGCUCCCAACCCACACACAGGUAUUUGCUUACAGUGUAGGCUGAUAACUGUGAACUAUGUGAGGCUUUUUUUUUUUUAUUGAAGUUUAAAUUUUGAAACUUGAAAGACACUAACUAUAUAUAAUGUUUAUGUCUUUCCUAUUUUUCUGAACUGCCUCCUCCAAAAAAAAGAAAACAAACCCCUCCCCCAAAGGAAAAAGAAACCCCCCACCAAUAUUGCUGCAUAUUCCUUUACAAUCAAUGCAGUAUUACCAUUAAAACAUGGGACUCCUAACAACUCAUAAAGCCACUUAACAACAGACUGUAGCAUUGUUAGGUAUUGAAGGAUUCUUCCUACUACAUCAUGGAAGCUGCUAGUCAUUAUUGGCAAUCAGUUUAAACCAAAAUGCUGCUGAAUAACACUUGUCAUUCAGUUCUUUGCAGGCACUACUUAUUAGCAUAUUAGCAUGUUGGGGAUAAGAGAAAGUUUCAGUCAUUGAUUAUCUAGUUAUAUUGGGUCCACGCUACAUAUCUUAACUAUAAUGUGAUUUUUAAAUAACUAUAAGGAUGCUUAUUUUCUGAUUUUUUUUUAAUGUAUCAAAAGAUAUUUUCAUAAUUCCAACCAACAUGGUGGUCCAGUGAUAACAAGCAGGUAACAAAAUAUUUGGUGCUCCCCAAGUACAGCAUAGUGUGCCUGGGCCCUCCCGGGCGCUCCUGCGGAAGUAGCAGUGCCACCACUCACAAAACAUCAUGUGAAAGUUUAAAUUUCUAUUUCUUGUAAACUUACUUAGUUUUGUAAAUUGUAAAA
Molecule: messenger RNA, 2160 nt
Organism: Pteronotus mesoamericanus
Lineage: Eukaryota; Metazoa; Chordata; Mammalia; Chiroptera; Mormoopidae
Gene: CCNYL1
Product: cyclin Y like 1
Exons: 10
Coding region: 1-1086 (361 amino acids)
Biological process (GO): regulation of cyclin-dependent protein serine/threonine kinase activity; regulation of canonical Wnt signaling pathway
Cellular component (GO): plasma membrane
Molecular function (GO): cyclin-dependent protein serine/threonine kinase activator activity; protein kinase binding
Source: RefSeq, a predicted model, not a curated record